AUGACAUUUAGUACAACAUUUAAUAGAUGGAGAAUUAAUGAUGUAAAACAAAAAAAGUCAAUUUUAAAAACACAAUUAAAUUCACUACAAUCACAAAUUCAACAAGCACAAGAACUUUCAAUUGAAAAAGAUCAUAUAUUAUUAGAUUUAGAACAAGUAUUACAAGAUCAACAAGAAUUACAUCAUAAUUUAAUGGAAGCUCAUUCUAAAUUAGAUGAUAUUUAUUCACAAAUGAAACAACAUCAUACAGAAGAAUUGUUACAAAUUGAAAAGAGAAUUAAAGCAACUGAAGAAUAUAGUCAACGUGUUCAUAAUGAAAAGAUUGAAUAUAGACAUCAACUUGAUCAAAAUGAAUUAAUUAUUGCUCAAUUAGAAGAAACAAUUGCUAAGGAAGAAGCUUAUUUCAUUCAAAAGAGAAAUGCAUGUAUGAAUAUUCGUAUUGAUACCACUCAUAUUGUUGCAGAUCACAAACAAAACUUUGAUUCUACACUAACUAGUUGUGAAAAAUCUCAAAUGGAUACUUUUGAAUAUAUUAAGGAAAUUGCACAAUACACAUCAAGUGAAAUGCAAAAAUGUAUCAAUAAUAGUUCUGCCAACAAUAAUUCUCUCAUCUCCUCUUCUAAAUAA
Molecule: messenger RNA, 627 nt
Organism: Naegleria gruberi
Lineage: Eukaryota; Heterolobosea; Eutetramitea; Acrasida; Naegleriidae
Exons: 1
Coding region: 1-627 (208 amino acids)
Source: RefSeq, a predicted model, not a curated record